AUCUCGGUAUCGCUUGUCUGUAUCAUAGACAUAGUUUGUUCGUCAGAGAAGCAACAACGUUUUAACGAGCACAGCCAAAAUGAAAUACCUAAUUGUAGCCUCAUUCUGCGUGGCAGUGGCUUUCGGGCAGAACACGAUUCAACCAAAACCAAACGUCCGAACUUUGCCUGCUGAAGUCCGCAAAGAGGCUCCAGGACAAUGCUACGGAUUCACCGCCAAAAAGGCUUUCCCUGUGGGCCAGUCUUGGUCCCUGGCUCCCUUCUGUGGCAGAGCUACCUGCCUUCAACAAGGAAGCCAGCUGUUCGAAAAGGUAGAAGACUGUGGCUUUGAGCCCAAGCCAUCUCCUGGCUGCAGAGUCGUGAACGAAGCCGACCAAGCUAAGCCAUACCCAACCUGCUGCCCCGUGUACCAGUGCCAGCCAGGUGCCACCCUUCAGUACCCAACUGAGCAAGAGCUGAGGGCUGCUGCAGAGCAGGCUGCCAAAGCUGCACAAGGUGCCCAGGGAUAAUUGGUCACCCAGAGAAUUUCUUGUCUACAACUGAGAUGAGAAUCUUAGUAGAAUGAAUGACAGGACAUAUUUAUUAAAUGUAUUUUCUCAUCCUUUUGUCAAGGACCAUAUUUUCCGAUCAAGUUUUUGAAUGUUUUUAAAUCAAGAAGGAAAAUGGAAAGGAAAAAUAAUCUUACCUGAAGAGGAUCAAUAUGGAUCUCAAUAUGUAUUAUAUUUUUAUACUCAUUUUGAAAAUAUAGAAAAUCAUAACUA
This is a messenger RNA of Macrobrachium nipponense, 760 nucleotides long. RefSeq lists its product as uncharacterized. The transcript has 3 exons. The record is from RefSeq and is a predicted model, not a curated record. Bases 80 to 508 code for a protein of 142 amino acids. NCBI's taxonomy places the organism in Eukaryota, Metazoa, Arthropoda, Malacostraca, Decapoda, Palaemonidae.